AUGCAACCGUUAAGGCGAAGCUCGCGACUAACUCGCAACACCAACUCAGCACACCUGUCGACACAGGUGCCUGAAACUGCCGUCUCCAGCUCUCGGAAAAUCUCACGCAAAUCCUCCCAACGCCGAAUCAGAUGCACUCCGCCUCCGGAGGACUCCGAACCCGAAGUGGAGUCUCUGUCCAAAGAGAACUCAUCGGAAGAGGAGGAAGACAUGCAGCAAGAGAUUCUUCCCAAAGAAACACGGUAUGAAAACAGUCGAACUGCGUUUCAGGGUUUGUAUCAAGAAAAACUAGAUCUACUGCGACCAUCAAAGAAACCUAUGUCAGCCCGAUUCAUGACUCAAGGGGCUAGAGAAAGGUAUGUCAGUCUCAAACCGAGAAAGUUCAUUCACCAGCAACGUCUCUCUCUCUCGGAUAAGAACCUCCAAGAUGUCAAGAAGGUAGUUGCUGACGCCGGGCUACUCUAUACGGUCUGUGACUCUGAUUCAUUCCAGCCGUCUAUAGUUCGUGAAUUUGUGGCCAAUUUAGGGGAUGCUGAACCUCGGGGAGAUGGGGUUGCAGUCUACGUACGAGGAUCAUUGAUAGAAUUCUCUCCGAGUUUGAUCAACACAAUGUACUGCAUUCCGCGCUGUGAGGAAGACUCUAGCUGGAUGAAUGAGAAACUUGAUAAAGUCUGCACCCUCCUCUCUGGGAACAGAAUCAAACGUUGGGAAGACAUGAGCUCGAAAUACUUGACAGUCACAAAUCAAGUGUUGUACAAACUAGUGUGCUCAAACUGGAUCCCAACGAUGAGCUACACAGCCAUGAAUGCUGAACGUCUCCGAUUCAUCUACAUGCUUCAUCUUCGGAAAGGAUUCAACUUCGGGAAGAUCAUCUACCACCAGAUUCUGAGAAUGGCUGAGAACACCGAGACUGAAAAGAAAAGAAGGAUCAUCUUGCCCACCUUAAUCCAGCAAGUCAUCCUUAUUCAGCGCAAUGUACCUCCAGACAACAGUGAUGAAGCGGAGUCAGACUUUCCUAAGCUGGUUGUCAAGGACAAGAAAGCCGGUCUUGGCUCUGGAGCGGAUUCGAAGGAACCUAAUCUCGAAGAAGACAUUGACCAAGCGAUCACCUUCCUCAAAGGAAUUCGCAGCAGGCUCAGGAGUAAGAUGUCUUUGCGGGGUAAAUGUGUUUUCGAUCACUAUCUAAUGGUUUUUGUCUUAAUGUGCAUCUCUGCAGGGGGAGAAUAUCCACUCCAAAGGGAGGAUGAAGACACAGAGAGUGGCUAA
Molecule: messenger RNA, 1266 nt
Organism: Brassica oleracea var. oleracea
Lineage: Eukaryota; Viridiplantae; Streptophyta; Magnoliopsida; Brassicales; Brassicaceae
Exons: 1
Coding region: 1-1266 (421 amino acids)
Source: RefSeq, a predicted model, not a curated record